Molecule: messenger RNA, 4171 nt
Organism: Harmonia axyridis
Lineage: Eukaryota; Metazoa; Arthropoda; Insecta; Coleoptera; Coccinellidae
Exons: 13
Coding region: 278-3232 (984 amino acids)
Source: RefSeq, a predicted model, not a curated record
CAUAAUAUGAACUUGCCGUGUUUAGGAGUAUAAUUUCUCGGUAACUGCACCUGUGUGCAGAAAUAUUGAACUUUAUUAAUGCCCGUUGGAAUUUAGUGAUUUGAGUAAUUCUCACGUUAUGAAUGAAUUAGUUGAUACUACAGAAUUCAUCUCAUUUUCGCAUCAAUGUGAAAUAUCAACAGUAAUUUUGUGUUAAUGGAUAUGUUAAUUUCAUCGUACAAGUUGUUUGAUAAAGUAUUCUUAACAGAUAACCAAUCGUUUUCUCCAGAACGAUCACAUGGGCCAAUGUAUGUCGCGGAAAGCAGCUGGUGCAUUUGCCGCAUCUGCUGCAGGAGCUCACAAUAGGCCGUCUAAAAAAAAGCAUUCCAAGUUACACCAGAGCCCUGAUGACAACCACAAACACAGCGGUCCAAUGAGGAAGAAUAACUCUCUAGCUACCAAGGGGGUUGCAACAUCCUUUGGUUUCAGGAGGCGUCCCAUGACAUCACCUUCUGUUCUCACCACACCUAACGAAUCUGUGGCUAGGCGUUUAGCCUCGACUGAUUCCAAUGGAAACGAUAAUGAUACUAGGCCCUUAACUGCUAACAUCGAAACCAAUGGAAGGUCCACGCCUAGGUUGCCACCACCGAAAAAGGAAGGGAAUGCCACUCAGGGAGUUGGUCGGUUUGGUUUCAGGCAAACCAAUUUGCAGGUGAACCGUUCGAAUAGAGUGGCCGACUUGAAUUCUGAACGUAUCGAAUUUUGCCCAACCAAAGGCUCGUCUACGCCGAAAGCCUUCCACGCCACAAAUAAUACUGCUUCCAACAACAGAGUAGCCCCCAGAGCCGUUUUCGGAAAACCUUCGGCGAUUUCCGUGGAUAAUAAUAGGAAUCGAGCAGCCGCUGUCAAAAAUCCCGCUCAGUCUGAUCUGUUGGGAAGGUUUACCCUUCAAGCGACUCAGUUACCCAGGCCUCAGUCUAUCCAUGUAGUUGAAACUAAAACAGCCAAAACUAUCGUGAAUAAUAACAUAAUGAAAUAUUCGUCAAAUGGAAGUAGAAGAACUACUCGAGAAGAUUCAUCGAAGGAUGGUUCGUCGACCGAAGAUUCUGGAUUGGGAAGUCAUGUAGGAACAGAUCUGGACAUCUCGCCACAAACACCAACAAAUGGGAUUAACAAAAAUAGAACAUUUGAAGUAAAGGUAACUGGAAAAACUUUCGAAUUGCGGGAACCGGAAGCUAUGGGUGCUUCUUUGCCUCAAACGCUGGACGCUCCAGUCAAAGAGGAUUCUGAAAGAAGUAUCUUCCAGAAUACAGGGCUGGUCCGCGAGCGGACAUUCGCGUUCGAGCAACAAAUAGAAAAAGAAACAAGACGUAAAAUCUCGGUCACCUCCUCUGAAGGUUUCAGUGACGGAUCUUGCCAAAGGGAGCAACCUGCCCAGCACAAACCAUAUCUAAUGACUCAAAAGUCAUUUUUGAAACCCAAACCAUCACCUAUAAAUACAUUCCUGAAGACUAAAGUUAUAGAAAAUAAAGAUUACAGUUCAGGCAGUUCGGAAGAUAUCGAAUACGGUUUAGGAGGCGAAUCUCUUGCAGAUGAAGUGAGCGUUUCUAUCAGUUCUAGCGAUGAAAGUAAGGAUAAAGAUUUGAGAAAGUCAAGCUUGAAUUUGAAUCUAUCCUUUAGCUCGACGGAAGAUAAAAGUUUCAUCAAAAAAUCUUUGCCAAUAUUCAGACCGGUAACAUUAACCAUAGCUGAUUCUACCCUAGACGAUGCUGCUGCGGAAAGUAUCGAUGUCAUGUUGCUACAAGAUGAAACGUCUCCUGUUGAAGAUAGCCUUCUGAGUUUCUCUGACUCUGAAGAACAGAAAAGGAACAAUCAAGAUUCAUCCAACUCAAAAGAUAUCAAUGAGAAACCAUCACCGUCUACACCAGGGACACCAACAAACGCAUCAAAUUCUUGUUCUCUAUCAGAAGGCAAAGAUGAUUUUUUGAUCGAUGAUGAAAUAGCCGAUCAACCUGCCUUGGUGUUUGGAGACAAAUCGCAACAUUCCGAACCAACAACUUUGAUUGAAACUUCCACUCCUAAAAAAAGAAGGGUACUGAUGAAAUCGUUCGAAGGUAGUCCACUGGUCAUGAAGGAAAGUCAUAAAAGUAGCACCAUGUCUUUGGAUACUUUGUCACCUACUGACAGUUUUGGCAGUGGGGACAUGAUGAUGGAUUACGAAUUUAGUCAUAGCAGUAUUGAUGAUUGUGAAAAAUCAGGAAUCAGCAAUAGAAAAAAGUUUAUCUUUGAAGAACCAACAAAUUCUUUGCAGGCCGAGCUCAUAAACGCAGUCAACACAAUUGAAACUGACAUAAAACAUAAUGAAGAAAUAAGGGACUGGUCGGCAUUACUAAAUUGCACAAACAAAAGUGGUUCUUCGAGGCCAAGAUUCAUACGUUCUAGAACCGGCACCCCCAAUUCCAUGUGUCAGUCUCCCAGCUCCCUAGACGGAAGGACGAACGGCCGUCUUUCUUCGACGGCUAGCAGUUCCUUGCGACGUUUGGUCCAUAACAACUCAACCCAGGGGGGCUAUGAGUCCGACGAUUCUAUCGUGAAAUUGGACAGGAGCCAAGCAACCAUAAAAAAUGAUAUUCACGAUGUCAAAACGAUGCUAUUCAAACUGAGGGAAAUAUUGAAUGAGCAAACCAUUGAAGAUGAAUUGUUGACGUCUGAAACUCGCAACCCAUUCGAAGGAAGCAUGAAUGGGCAGAACAAUGGUUUGGUGUCCGAACAUAAUGGCUGUGAUGGAGCGGAAGAAGAAUCCAAACGAUUUGAACUGGCGGACCUUCGCAGACAGGUGCUGUUUUUACAGGGCCAGUUGGAAGAUAAAGACAGAAAAGUGAUGUCCUUGCAAGAUCAGCUGACUAAGAUGUGUACAGAUAAUUAUCAAUCAAAUUCUGCUCCAGCUUCCACUACGAGUAUGAAUAAAGAAAUGAGCAACGCAGCAACUCAAACAGAAAAGAUCCGUCGUCUAUCAACUGAACCUUCCUUGACAAAUUGUUCUCACUCAGAGGCAACUCAAGGGAAUCUAGUCAGUGUGACUGAACUUGACAAAAGAAUACAAACGCCAUCAUCGAUACAAAAAAUGACGAAUCCAGUGGACCCUUCAGCCUCAUCGAUGAUGUAUCAACGUUUAUCCAACUCUAAAGCACACACAAUGAUUCCACGUCGUUCUCACAGUCGGACAAGGGCUUCGCCUUCCACAUUAUCGUGAUAAUAUUCCUAUUUUUCUAGAAUUGUAGAUAAUUAUGAAAAAGAGGUAUAUGUGACCUUCAAUUAUUUAAUUUGUAAAUAAGUAUCAUGUUAGAGAACCGAAAAUUGCCUUACCUCAACAUGUUGAUUAUUAUUUAGGUCAUAAUGGGCUUUAAUAAUAAUAGUAUGAUGGAAAUUGAUUAUUUUGAUAGUUAUUUAAUUUAUAGUUAUAUUGAAUUUUUUCUCAAAUUGAUAUCUCCCAUAUAUGAAAAUAAAUUAUUGAAUUUUUGAUAUUUUGCAAUAGAUUUAUUAAUAUAAUUAACAUAAGAGACAUAACUGACCAUUUUAGGAAAAUUUGAAUUUUUGAUCAAAGGUUUAUAUCAUAUCAUGUUCAUGUUGUGAUAGGGCUCUAGUUUCUAUAGUAUAUCGCAUAUAUCUCAAUUUCUCAGUAUUACCUAUCAUUAUCAUUGAUGUAUAAAAUACUUAAAAUUAUUAUUAGGUAGCAUAAUUUAUCUGUGAUUUUAAAUAAUAUUUGUAUUCUUUCAAAUGUUUCACUGAAGGUUAUUUUUCAUUCAAUAACAUACAUACUGUAUGUAGGAAAAUCUGAUGCGCAUCAGUACAACCUGACUUACCUGUCUAUUGGUUAUACAGAUUCUUCUAUAAAGUGGUGUAUGACAGAUCAACUUUCAUAUAGUAUUUGACAUAUAAUUUUUUCUAUUUUCAUGGAUUUCAAUCAAAUAGUCAUCAUCGUUUUUUCUUCAUAUUUUAUGUUUUGUUUUCUAUUGACUUAUAAGCUUUAAAUGAUUUUAUUUAUUUUUGUAACAGUAUUUAUACAUCCCGAUUCUGUCAAAAAAUAUUGGGGAAGACAAUAAACCAAUAAUUCAUCACUUGAUUCUUCCCUCGAAGUAUAAUGUAAGUUUUCAUGUGAUGAAAUUUAUGUUGAAUAAAAUAUGAGGAAUGA